AUGCGCAACAAGGUUGAGAUGGCUCCAAAUGCAUCUAGCGCCAAGAAAACGGCAUCAAAGAAGCCCAAGAAAACGCGCAAAGCGCUGCAUAUUGUUCCACCACGUAUGAAAUCACGUCGAAGGGCUCGUCAAGUGACUACAAACUUUCAUCGUUUGACGCAUGAACUCGAUCGACUCAAGAAACAAAAUGCUCUUGUAGACGAAGAGCAACAGCAACAACAUGGUGAGCGUAUUGCUGUAAUUAAGAAACAGUUGAAGGAUAUGGGAGGUCGUCAGGCGUACCAGGAUGCUAGUAUCUUAAGUACGAGCUUUCAUAGGACGUCCAAGUGGGUAUUUCAACUCCUCACGAGCUUUGAGAUGCGACCAAAGGCCAAGCAGUUGCCACUGCGAGUGCUCGAGGUUGGAGCCAUUAACGUGCAGCUGCUUUCAUGUCCAUGGUUGGAUGUUCGAGCUAUUGACCUAAACUCGAGACACAAAUGCAUUGAGCAGUGUGAUUUCUUUAGCCUUACACCCGCUCGAGAAUUUCAAGUUGUCGUGUCAAGUAUGGUCCUUAAUUGUGUCCCAGGAGCUACCAAACGCGGUGAAAUGCUGCGACUGUAUCGAGAACACUUGAAGGAAGGUGGAUUGCUGUUCUUGAUGCUGCCACUGCUGUGUCUGCGUCACUCACAGUUCAUGACAUAUGCACGGUUCAUUACGAUCCUUGAGGCUGUUGGCUUCCGAGUGCGUGAGACUAAAAAACUCGCCCAAGGUCGCCUUCUUUUGUUUAGAGCGGAUGGAAACGAUGAAUGUCACAGCUUCAUUUCCACAAAAGCUAUUGGUGCCUGGCGACAAGCGCAACGACUUCAGUGUCGUCAUCUAAAUAGUAAAAAGUGUGAUGUGCAGGACCUGCAUUUGUGUAUCUACGAGUCCGACUACUACGUGUUGUCUUCAUUUAUAGUAUCUUUAAAGUAA
Molecule: messenger RNA, 951 nt
Organism: Peronospora belbahrii
Lineage: Eukaryota; Oomycota; Peronosporomycetes; Peronosporales; Peronosporaceae
Source: the annotation of a GenBank genome assembly